Molecule: messenger RNA, 2167 nt
Organism: Blepharisma stoltei
Lineage: Eukaryota; Ciliophora; Heterotrichea; Heterotrichida; Blepharismidae
Source: the annotation of a GenBank genome assembly
AUGGCUGUGCGAAAUUUAUUCAAAAUCUUUCUCUUAAUUCUAUGUGCCAGCCCAGGGCUUAAUUUAGUAGCAGCAUUUGAGCCUCAAGCACGCUAUACUUUAACAUCAGAUUAUGAAGACUCAGACGGGAAUAUCCCUAAUCAAAAUGAAAAUGGUUUAGACGCCUUAACACCAUCUGACCCAGUACCAGUGAUGGGAUGCAUCAGCUCCUAUUUUUCAGGUCAAUCCUCAUAUACCACAGAUAUUGGCCAAUAUGCUGUUGAUAACGGUGGCUUACUCUUGACUCCUUGAGAGAGCAAAGGUUUUUUGCUUUAAGUUGAUUUUUUUUUAAAAAUUUUCAUUUCAAUUUUUUUUUGAAAAUAAAAAUCCCAAUUUGCAAGUAAACUUAAUUUUUGAAAUUUAUGUUUUCUAAAGCAAGCUAUUUAAAAUUUUGUGAUAUUCAUUUAAUAAUUAUCGCUAGUUAAAAUAAAUAUUUUUUAUAAAAUUUCCUUUAAAUAAAUUUGUGUUUAUGAUUUCUAAUUUAGAGAAUCUCCAAUAUUUUUGCUUUCUUACCAAAGUGAGAGUUAGCAGCCCACUUUUGGUUUUAUCCUGCAGAUUCAACAAAAGGGAACAUCAUUACUUUUCUCCCAUCUGAAACCACUGGCUCAACCUGGUAUGUAAGAAGAGACGGAGCAAGUGUCAUAUUUGGAAAAUCAGAUGGCUCUAGUAAAAAAGAGACUGAACUUACAUUUGAUGAUGGUAGUUUUUAUAUAGGAUCAUGGUACUUAAUAGCAAUGCAAUGGGAUUUGACAGUGGAUCCUCACAAAUGGAGUAUUUAUUUGCCUAAUAAGGGAAGCACCCCUUCAGCUUGGAUUACAUGGGAAGAUGAAGGAAGUGAUCCACACGAUCUUCCUGAUGGAAAUAUUGUGCUAGGAGAUAGUGGGAUUGAUGGUAUUAACAGUUUUAAUGGAUUCAUUUAUGAGUUCUUGGUUUAUAGUGGACUAGACGUAGAAAAUGAUGUCCCUAAUAUAAUUGGAAUUGAUAAUGAUGGCUUCGAGGAGCCAGCAUACUCAAAGGAUUGUAGCUGCUCAUUUUGUCAUCCACUACAAGGGUGCCUUGACACCACAUGCUUUUAUCCAGCAGAUAAUACAGUCUUCCCUGGCUUAUGCAACUCAACCUGUUUAGAAUGUUCUGCCAAACAACAUUGCACAAGUUGUAUAGAUCAAAAUGCAUUAGCUCAAGAUGGAGUUUGCUCUUGCAAUGAUGGGUUUUAUCCAGAUUCAGUUCAAAAAGCUGCCCUUUGCAAUGGUAUACUUUAGCAUUCAGAUUAAUGCAGUUAUUAUAUUUUACAAAUAUUUCACAGUAAUAUUUAGUGUAAUGGGGUAUAAAAUAUAAUUUAGCUUGCGGAAAUGGCUGCAGCAAAUGCACCUCAGAUACCAAUUGCCAAAGCUGUAAAGACGAAAAUGCAAGUCCUCAAACAGAUGGAUCUUGCAGCUGCAAUAGCGGCUACUACGCUACCUCGAUUGACUCUAGUUCAUUUUCUUGCACACGUAAUUUAUAAUCAGCUUGUGAUCCUACCUGCAAUGACUGUUCAAAUGGAAUCUGCAGUUCUUGUAAAGACCCAAAUGCAUCCCCAUCUGAUACAAUUUGUAAGUGCAAUGAUGGAUUUUACAAUGCAGAAGGCUCUUGUGAACGUACAAUUUAUUUAGAUUGCCCUGAAGGCUGCACCAUUUGUGACAAGUCUUCAUGUUCCUCUUGUGCUGAUACCUUUGCCUUGGUCGAUGGAUCUUGUGUUUGUGAAAAAGGAAAAUUCGAGUAUAAUGAUGGGUCCAAAGUAACUUGCACAAGUAAUUUUUAUUUAGCUUGCGCUGAAAGCUGCAACACUUGUACUAGUGAUCCUCAAUGCUAUAGGUGUGGAAGCGAACUCUCUCAAGGCUCUGCGUCUUGCUAUAAUGCUACUGUGGGGUAUAAACUUAAGUUCAACAAUGGAGUUGUUGUAGUUACUUUUGCGAAUGAUUUGGAGCGUGAUCUUAGCAAGAAAAAUUUCCAGAUAAGUCCUAAAGAUGGGAGACCUUUCGAUACAGAAAGUUGGGAGCUAACUAAAGUAUCUGCGAGUGAAUAUCAUAUUGCAACCGAUUUAAAAAAGAGUGAUUUGCCUGUUAAGGUCAUUCUUGAUUUCGGCUUUUAG